AUGACGUUACCAACGGUUUCAAGCGCGCCUUCUUCACCUACUUCUUCAUUUGCCUCAAAGCCAUCUAGAAGCCAAGAUAACCAGCCAGUUGGCUUCCCAGAUUAUUCUCUUUGGACUUCUGAACGGUGGGCAAGGUAUCCAGGUCUUCUAAAUGGCCACGAUUCCAAAGCAGAGCGCAAAUGGUGGUGGAAACACGGUUACCGACUAAAAGACCCUAAUAAAUCCAAGACGCACGGGAUUUAUUGGGUAUCAUCGAGACACCAAGCUGGCACCCAACGUACCUUAGAUUCGAUGGUCGAAGUAAAUCAACCACAACAACAAGCCCUCCACUCUCGCCAGUUGUACAACAACGUAAUAUUUCAAGAGGCCGACCUACCCCACUCCGAAUCGAUGAUCCACCUCCUUUUGGCCGAAUAUAGACGAGCCGUGACGCCGGUAAGGUUGUUGCUUCGUACAGCACGUGGGAUGAUUCAUAUAAC
This is a messenger RNA of Pseudomassariella vexata, 479 nucleotides long. RefSeq lists its product as uncharacterized. The annotation marks the transcript as partial. The record is from RefSeq and is a predicted model, not a curated record. NCBI's taxonomy places the organism in Eukaryota, Fungi, Ascomycota, Sordariomycetes, Amphisphaeriales, Pseudomassariaceae. The transcript is spliced from 3 exons.